Messenger RNA from Suillus fuscotomentosus, 207 nucleotides. RefSeq lists its product as uncharacterized. The transcript has 2 exons. NCBI's taxonomy places the organism in Eukaryota, Fungi, Basidiomycota, Agaricomycetes, Boletales, Suillaceae. The record is from RefSeq and is a predicted model, not a curated record. The coding region runs from base 16 to 177 and encodes 53 amino acids.
AUAUGGAAAGCAUGUAUGGCCAAUGUUGCACUUUGCAUGCUUUUCAUACUUUAUAGUGUUGUCACUGCCAGUGACCUGACAGCAACUCAGGCAAAAUUACUAUAUUGUCUUUCUGGGUUCAUAGCUGUUUGUUAUAUGAUGUUUGGUCUCUGUAUUUCCGUGACUGAGCGUGGCUGAGGCAUGUCGCGAGUUUUAACUGGGUGUCCU